Paramecium pentaurelia is the source of this 1112-nucleotide messenger RNA. Lineage: Eukaryota; Ciliophora; Oligohymenophorea; Peniculida; Parameciidae. The record is from the annotation of a GenBank genome assembly.
AAUGAGACAUAUUGCCAGAAAUAAUUGCAUAAUAAAUAAAAUUAAAGAUGGAUUGGCCACUGUUCAAUUUAAUAGACCUGAAAAGCUUAAUGCAGUCAAUCUUGAAAUGUGUGAAGAUAUUCUUGAAAGUACAAAACUUUGGAAUGAACAUGCUGUUGUGACUAUUUUAUAAGGGAAUGGCAAAACCUUUUCUGUUGGAGCAGACUUUUAGUAAAUUAAUAAAUAACAUUAGACACUUAUUAAAUAUAUCUCAAAGAACAAAUGAUUAAUCAAAUGUAUCUACUAAUGAUCAAUUAAAAGAUAUAUCUAAAAUUAGUCAAUUAGGAGAUUAAACUAAAAAAGCACUUUAUGCUAUGAAUUAAACUAAGAGUAUAAUGGUUUCAAUUAUGAAUGGAUCUGCUAUGGGAAUAGGUGCUGGAUUUGGAAUUAAUUCUCGUUUUAGAAUUGCAACAGAGAAUUCAACAUUUGUUAUGCCUUAAUGUAAAAUAGGUAUGGUACCUGAUGGAGCAAGUGCCUUACAUUUUAGUAAAAUACAACAAAAUUUUGGUUUGUAUUUGGGUAUGAGUGGUGAAUAAAUUGAUGGCAUAAAAAUGGUUCAUUUAGGUAUUGCUGACUUUCUAAUUGACAGUUAAUGCUUACCUGAAAUUGAAGAGGAAUUUGAACAUGCAUAUUUCUUAAGAGAUGAAGAAUCUAUCGAAGAAUUUUUACUAUAAAGAUUUUGUUAAAGACAUAGAACAGAAUUUAAUAUUCCUAAAUAAUUUGAAAAUGUAUUGGGUUUAUCUUCUUUACCAUCUAUUAUGUCUGCUAUGGAAUCACAAUUUCCACAAUAAGCUGCUGAAAUUAGAAAAAAUAGUGCUUUUAGUGUUUAUGCAUUUUAUGAAUAAUAUAUGAGAAAUAAAAAGACAAAGUUAUCUUUAAAAGAUAAUCUAAAAAUGGAAUAAUCUAUUUUGGAUAAAGUUGUUGUUAGACCUGAUCUUAUUUAAGGCUUAAAAAGUUUAUAUGUUGAUAAUUCUUAUGCACCUAAAUUUAAUCCAAAAACUAUAGAAGAGGUAAAUUAAGAAGAAAUUUAAAGAUGUUUUGAACCUUGUUCUAGAAAGUUGUUUGAUGAUUGA